Molecule: messenger RNA, 1212 nt
Organism: Phalaenopsis equestris
Lineage: Eukaryota; Viridiplantae; Streptophyta; Magnoliopsida; Asparagales; Orchidaceae
Product: peroxidase 72-like
Exons: 4
Biological process (GO): response to oxidative stress; hydrogen peroxide catabolic process
Molecular function (GO): heme binding; peroxidase activity
Source: RefSeq, a predicted model, not a curated record
CUUCUUCAUCUCUCUUUUAUUCUUCUUCUUCUUUCUUCUUCCGUCUGCUUCGGACAAGCCGGCAAUGGCGGAGCAAAGCUUAACGUUAAGUUCUAUGAACAAUCAUGUCCAAAGGUUGAAGAAAUAGUUCGGAAAGGCAUGGCCGAAGCUGUGUCUCAGAAUCCAAGAUGGGCUGCUUCAAUCCUCAGGCUCCAUUUUCAUGACUGCUUCGUGAAGGGUUGUGAUGGAUCGGUAUUAUUGGAUAGCAGUGGCUCAUUCUUAAGCGAGAAGCGAUCGAACUCGAAUCGUGACUCAGCGAGAGGUUUCAAGAUAAUUGAUAAAAUCAAAGCUGCGGUGGAGAAAGCUUGCCCAAACACUGUGUCUUGUGCAGAUAUCUUGGCUCUUGCUGCCAGGGAUGGAACCGUUCUAAGAGGAGGACCAAAUUGGGUGGUUCCAUUGGGGAGGAGGGACUCCAUAAGUGCAAGUUUGAGUGGCUCCAACAAUGACAUUCCACAGCCAAAUAAUACACUCAGCACAAUUAUCACCAAGUUCAAGAGACAAGGACUCAAUGUGGUUGAUGUUGUUGCCCUCUCAGGAAGCCACACGAUCGGAAAAUCACGGUGCACCAGCUUCCGACAACGACUGUACAACCAGACCGGGAACGGCCUGCCCGACAUCACAUUGGACCAAACUUAUGCGGCUAAUUUACGAACCGCCUGCCCGCGAUCAGGCGGCGACCAGACCAUUUUCUCCCUAGACUUCACCACCCCUGCAACAUUCGAUAAUCAGUACUUCAAAAACCUCAUAGCCAACAAAGGUCUUCUCAGCUCUGAUGAGGUUCUCUUCACAGGCAGCAAUGUCACCAUGGAACUUGUGACAAAAUUUGCAGAGAGUAAUGAUCAAUUCUUCGUGCAGUAUUCGAAGUCUAUAGUUAAGAUGGGUAAUAUUUCUCCUCUGGUUGGCUCCCAUGGUGAAAUUAGGAAGAUUUGUCGAAGGGUUAAUCAUUAAUUACUAGGAAUUGUUACGUACAGAUCAUCUGAAAUAUUGAUAUUUAUCGAACUAAUGAGAAUUUGAUAAAAAUGUAAAAAAAUGGGUUGGGAUUUUACGACGAAGUUUGCUAUUUGAGGGAGGAUUUGAAAAAAUGGUGAAAGAGAGUCGGUUUGUUAUGUAAAUAACAAGUUUCGGAUGGUCUGUAUGCAAAUGGCUCUUUAUCAUUAAUGUUGUAUUUGGUGU